CGCAUAAUCCCUUAACUUACCCUCCAGCACAAACAAUCACAAAUAAAAUGGCCACCCCAUCCAACCAACAAUCCCCCGCAACACCAACAUACAUCCUCCGCGGCCAUGCAUCCCCAAUCCACGCCCUGCAUCUCUUCGCCAACAACCUCCGCCUCAUCUCCGGCGAUGCAGAAGGUUGGAUCAUCGUCUGGGAUAUGGUGAGUAAGCGGCCGGUGGUCUCGUGGAAGGCGCAUGGGGGUGCGGUUUUGGAGGCAAAGGGGUUUGAGUUUGGUGGGGAUGGGACGGCUGUUUAUACGCAUGGACGAGAUCACAAGUUACGUGUUUGGAGGUUUGGGGUGAAGGAUGAGGGGUUUCUUGAUAAAACUCUUCCGGUUGAUGUUAAGGAGGGAGAGGCCGUGCAGAAUCAACCGUGGAUGUUACAUUCGCUCCCGGUUAAUGCGUUAAAUUUCUGUGCAUUUGAUAUGAUUUUUCUUGAGGCUCCUAGUCCUGGUGACGAUGUGAAACAGGAAGGACCAUCUUCGGAUACCCAGUCACCACCGAGCAGCACAUCUCAACCACCCGUGCUCUUCGCGGUCCCCAAUGCUCUCAACUCCGGCGCAAUUGAUAUCUUCCAUCUGCCCCUAGAACGACGAGUCUCGACCAUCCCGGCAGACCCAGCCACGAGCACCGGAAUGGUCAUGGCAGUUCGUUUAUUACUGUCCUCCGGAGAACUAUACGCCACAUCCGCCUACGAAGACGGCCAGGUAAUGGUCUUUGUCCGACGUGGCCAGCUAACUGAACCAGAGAUUUCGUCCAGCGCGAGCGGCAAAGGCACUGCUUGGAAAUGGGAGAAGCUUUAUGCGAGCAAGCCGCAUACACAACCAGUCCUGUCGAUCGAUAUCGCUCCGUCUAAAGAUUACUUUCUCUCUUCUUCUGCCGAUUCGGUACUUGUGAAACAUCUUAUUCCUGAUGCGAGUCUUGUAGGCGUGGGUCAUGCAGAGGAAAAGGCAUUGAAAAUGAUUAGCACGAAACAUGCCGGGCAGCAAGGUCUACGUAUACGUUCUGAUGGGAAGAUCUUUGCUACUGCGGGGUGGGAUUCCAGGACUAGGGUGUAUUCGUGCAAGACGAUGAAGGAGCUCGCUGUGCUUAAGUGGCAUAAAGAUGGGUGUUAUGCUGUUGCGUUUGCGGAGGUUUUCGGUAAUGAUUCUACUGCUUCGCCUACGACCGAUGCAGGGUCCAAACCAGGAGAGAAGAAAGAAACGCAAUUUAUGAGACGCAACGAGGGAUCACUCGCAACAGUCCGACAACAAAGAAAUCAAAAGACACAAAAAACCCAUUGGCUAUCUGUUGGCUCGAAAGAUGGAAAGAUUUCAUUAUGGGAUAUCUAUUGAAAUGAUCGCUUUCUACAACUUCUAUAUACGGGCUAGGCUAGGCAAGGUUAAACUCGCUCGCCCCAGCCAUAUGCUCCCUCAUCUUGGCCUUCAUCUUCUUCGCUGCAAUAGAAGCAUCUGUCUGUGUCGGGAUAUC
This is a messenger RNA of Aspergillus ruber CBS 135680, 1506 nucleotides long. RefSeq names its product WD40 repeat domain-containing protein. Gene Ontology annotation, molecular function: protein binding. The record is from RefSeq and is a predicted model, not a curated record. Lineage: Eukaryota; Fungi; Ascomycota; Eurotiomycetes; Eurotiales; Aspergillaceae. The coding region runs from base 48 to 1370 and encodes 440 amino acids. The transcript has 2 exons.